Molecule: messenger RNA, 583 nt
Organism: Spathaspora passalidarum NRRL Y-27907
Lineage: Eukaryota; Fungi; Ascomycota; Pichiomycetes; Serinales; Debaryomycetaceae
Exons: 1
Coding region: 45-242 (65 amino acids)
Source: RefSeq, a predicted model, not a curated record
AUCAUACACAAAUUUAACAAAUUAUUAAUAUAUAAAAUAUCAUAAUGGCUUUGGUAAAAGUUACUCCUAUGCAAGCUUUGGCUGUCGGUGGUGUGUUGUACGGAUUAGGUGCCGCCUGGAUGUUCAAGAACUACUUUAAACAAUCUUCCAUGAGAAAGAUUUACACUAGUGCCGACAAAGAAUACGAAAAGGUCCAUGUCAUGCGUUACCCACAAUACGAAGGAAAUGCUGUUAAGGAAUAGAUUUUUGUAGCGAACUAGCCCAUGUUUGUAUUUCAUAAAUAAAUAUUUAUUCGUUUGGAAUGUCUGUAUCGGGAUGCGUGAUGAAGUUGGCAAUUUUAUCGUUGACUUCCGUCUCGCUGAACUUUUGUUUCAUCUUGGCCAUUAUCUCUUGAUUGUCUGUUGACCAUAUUAGCUUUUUCUCAUAUAGUUGAUUCACAGAUAAGUUGAAGGGGUAGAUACAUUCUUGCGAGGUGCAAGAUAUUAUCAUUAGUGUAGGUUGUAAUAAAUGUAACUUCAACGGAGUUGCACAUAAUGGGCAGUUAGUCAUGCUAUAUCCUUUCUUUACUGUGCACUAUGUUUAU